UCUAUUUUUCAGAGCUGUCCAUUAUUUACAAAGUGGUGAUUUGAAUUCAACACAAUAAUCUAAUUGUAAGUUGACUUAUCUUAAGAAAUCACAAAGUUAUGACGCAGUGACCGUUCGAAAACAACAAAGCUACAAAUUUCAGCCAUAAUAAUCUCUUCCCCGUGUCUCAAAUUUGUGCCUUGAGCAUGAGAACGUGCCAGCCAAUAUAACAAAGAGAACCCCAGUGUCAAAUUCAACAUAAUUAAAGCAAUCCAAAAGCAAUCUUUCCUUACUAGUCUAAACUCAACACCUGAGAACUUGCCGGUGGUUACAAAUUAACAACUCGCUUGUUCUCUCUUGCAAAGCAAAGGAACAUUCAUAGCUUCAUUGAUUUCAUGCAAGGAAAUUAAGAAGGAGAAGAAUGUUGUGCCAAUAUUGGGACUCAUGGGAUCACAUGAAUCGUUGAUUAUACAUAUGUUGUAUGGUAGACUUUUUGGAUUGAUUUAGAUGACAAGUUUGGUGCUAAGAUGAGUCAGAGAAUUUACGGAUAUCAAAGAAGAAGGUUUGAUGCAACAAGAUCAUGGAGAGGGUACCAGGCUCCGUGGGCACUAGUGCUGGCUUUUCUUUGAGAUUGGGACAAACCAUCUUUUCUUCUGCUUCUCUUCUCUUCAUGUCUUUGGGAGUGGAGUUCUACAGCUACACUUCAUUCUGCUACUUGGUAACAAUCAUGGGUUUGGUCAUUCCAUGGAGUUUCACUUUGGCGUUGGUGGAUGGGUAUUCUGUUCUGGUUAAAUGCCCUGUUCGUCAGCCUGGAAUACUGCUCAUAAUAGCUGCAGGAGACUGGGUUUUAUCGGUUCUCACACUAGCCGCGGCAAGUUCCACGGCUAGCGUUGUGGAUCUACUCCUCCACUCAGGCGGGUCCUAUUGCCCGCCAAAGUGUUGCAGUAGAUAUCAAAUGUCUGCUGCUAUGGCUUUUCUCAGUUGGUUUCUGUCUUUGGCUUCGGCUCUUCUCAAUCUUUGGUUACUCCCUUCCUUGUAAUUCUCGGUUGAGUAUUUGUUGCCUAACAUUUUUUAGCAUCUCAAGGUAAAAAUAUAGAUUAUUGUGAGG
This is a messenger RNA of Durio zibethinus, 1087 nucleotides long. RefSeq names its product CASP-like protein 5C1. Gene Ontology annotation, cellular component: membrane. The record is from RefSeq and is a predicted model, not a curated record. NCBI's taxonomy places the organism in Eukaryota, Viridiplantae, Streptophyta, Magnoliopsida, Malvales, Malvaceae.